AUAAAGAGAGAGAGGAAUAAAAACAAGAGGGAUAAAGAGAGAGAGGAAUAAAAACAAGAGGGAUAAAGAGAGAGAGGAAUAAAAACAAGAGGGAUAAAGAGAGAGAGGAAUAAAAACAAGAGGGAUAAAGAGAGAGAGGAAUAAAAACAAGAGGGAUAAAGAGAGAGAGGAAUAAAAACAAGAGGGAUAAAGAGAGAGAGGAAUAAAAACAAGAGGGAUAAAGAGAGAGAGGAAUAAAAACAAGAGGGAUAAAGAGAGAGGGAUAAAGAGAGAGGGAUAAAGAGAGAGGGAUAAAGAGAGAGGGAUAAAGAGAGAGGGAUAAAGAGAGAGGGAUAAAGAGAGAGGGAUAAAGAGAGAGGGAUAAAGAGAGAGGGAUAAAGAGAGAGGGAUAAAGAGAGAGAGGGAUAAAGAGAGAGAGGGAUAAAGAGAGAGAGGGAUAAAGAGAGAGAGGGAUAAAGAGAGAGAGGGAUAAAGAGAGAGAGGGAUAAAGAGAGAGAGGGAUAAAGAGAGAGAGGAAUAAAGAGAGAGAGGAAUAAAGAGAGAGAGGAAUAAAGAGAGAGAGGAAUAAAGAGAGAGAGGAAUAAAGAGAGAGGAGUAAAACAGGAGGGAUAAAGAGAGAGAGGAAUAAAAAGUAGGAGGGAUAAGAGAGAUUUUCCCUGCCAGAAUUGGUGUCUGGCCAUAGAUCAGGGGGUCUUAACAGAACUUUGCUUUAUUAAGCUCUGCAGAUAAUCUAACUCUGUUGCAUCGACCCGUCACUGCUGUGUCUUGGCAGUGUGUGUGUGUGUGUGUGUGUGUGUGUGUGUGUGUGUGUGUGUGUGUGUGUGUGUGUGUGUGUGUGUGUGUGUGUGUGUGUGUGUGUCCCUUCUGAUCUACUCGUUGGCAGCUGAUAGGGUUUUUAUGAGCCCAUGUCAGGCAAGAGAGGCUAGUGAGCUACUGCCCCGACAGACACGCUGAAACGCGCACACACACACCACAGACUCACACACUCUGUGCCAUUUACAGGCAGUAGAGUGGGUUUCUACUCCAACACGUGCGAACACACACAGACACAUGAGGGUAGGCCCCUUGAUGCAGUCACUCAUACCACCUGAGUGUCUGUGUCAAUAGACAAUCACAUUCUGAGGUUGUAUGUGGAAUCUCCAUGGUGCUCAAAGAUGAACAACUGGACUUAAGUGCCAUGCUACAUUAGUUGACAUGCUGAUGUGCUCAAACAGCAGUUUUCAGAACAGCUGCUGCAUACUUGAUCACAAAAAUCCUUUUGGAUUCUGUCUAUUGGAAAGUGGCAUUCAUUUCUGUGGAUUGAAAGUCAUAAAAUGGUGUAAGACUGACAGCGUAGACACCAAACAACUCUGAGUAUCACUCCAUCAGUGUACUGGGUUAGACUCUUAGAGAGUGAUCCCCUCUGAUCUUCAAUCGCUCCUCUUGCUGCUCUCCUCUGUCUUGUAGAUGAAGGUGUUUCUUGCGCAGUGUCUGCCGCACUGCCUGACAAUGACGGGAGGAAAUAAAACAGGGCGGACGGACAGACAACGGUCACUGAGAGGGAAAGAAAGACGAGCGUGUUUUUGAGUGAGAGACUGAUAAUACAGAGAAAGAGAGAAUGAACCACCGUUGUUGUUCAGACUGAAUCACACCAGAGAGUGUGGACUUGUUAGAGAAACACUGAAAUAACAUUGAACAUCUCAGAUCCAUGAUGGAGCUGGUCCCUAAAACUAAGUACACUCACUUCCGGAGUGAAUCUCUCAGUUCGAAUGACGAUAUCAACUCCAACCCUUUCUCCCUCCCCCCUUCCACCCCCGCAACCCCCCUCACCCCUCCUGGGCUACCCUCCUCCCUCUCCUCCUCCUCUCUCACCCCCAUCCUCCCCCCUUCCUCCCCCCGCCGGGCCGAGAACAGCCCCACCACGCUCUGUUCCUUCUUCCCCAGGAUGGGAGCCCUUCGCCUGGGUGUCUCUGCUACUCUACUCUCAGGCCUCAAGGUCUCCAGCAGGCCUCAGCGGGCUCAAGCCCCCUUGGGGUCUUCAGGGGGUAAUAGUUCCAGCUCUCCCACUCCUCAUCCCCCUCCUUGUCUAACAGCCCCCUCUCCCCCCCAUCGCCCCCCUCUGCAGGAUAUGAACCGGCUGGGUGGGGCGUCCAGGAGGGCGCGGGUGGAGGGGGGGCAGCUGGGGGGAGAUGAGUGGACGCGCCACGGCUCCUUCGUCAACAAGCCCACCAGAGGAUGGCUACACUCAGACCACGUGGUCAGCACCACUGGGGUUGCCUACUCAGUACGGUAUAUGGGCUGUGUGGAGGUGCUACAGUCUAUGAGGGCACUGGACUUCAACACCAGAACUCAGGUCACCAGAGAGGCUAUCUCAGUGGUGUGUGAGGCAGUGCCUGGAGCCAAAGGAGCCCAACGCAAGAGAAAGCCGUCGUCUCGCUGUAUGACGUCCAUUCUGGGGAAACGUAACCUGCAGUUUGCUGGGAUGACCAUCAGCCUGACGGUCUCUACCAGCAGCCUCAACCUGCUGGCCUCCGACUGCAAACAGAUAAUUGCAAAUCAUCACAUGCAGUCCAUCUCUUUCGCUUCUGGAGGAGACCCAGACACAGCAGAGUAUGUAGCAUACGUGGCCAAAGACCCAGUCAACCAGAGAGCAUGUCAUAUCCUGGAGUGUUCGGAGGGCUUGGCCCAGGAAGUCAUCAGUACGAUAGGGCAGGCCUUCGAACUGCGCUUCAAACAGUACCUGAAGAACCCCCCCAAACUGGUCACCCCCCAUGACAGGAUGGCUCCGUUUGACGGUUCAGCGUGGGAGGAAGAGGAAGAUGAGGGAGCACCACCCCCUGCAGAUGUUCCGUACUACAAUAACUUCCCCGGGAAACAACCUCCUCCUGGGGGACUGGUGGACAUGAGGGCCCGCCCUGGGGCUACGCUGCCCUAUGGACAGCCGGGUCAGAAUGAUAUUCACAAGCAGCCGCUUCCCCCUCUACCAAUAGGAGCAAAGGAGGGAGGGCGGGACCUGUGUGAUGACCCCUCAUACGUCAAUGUGGAUAAACCCCGCCCCACAACAGCUGCAGCCAAUGGCAACGCUCACAGAGAUGCGUUCGACAUGAAGCCGUUUGAUGAUUCCCUGGGUGUAUCAGGUCUGGGGGUCUCAGCGGCGCCCCCUCUGGUGGAACAGCUGCAGUGCGAGGCCUGGUUCCACGGCAGCCUGAGUCGCAGGCAGGCUGAGAGACUGCUGACCCGUGAUGGAGACUUCCUGGUCCGAGAGUCAGGCACCACCCCUGGACAGUACGUCCUCACUGGACAACAGGGGGGUCAGCCCAAACACCUACUACUGGUCGACCCAGAGGGAGUGGUACGUACCAAAGACCACCACUUUGAGAGUGUGAGCCACCUGAUCAGUUACCACAUGGACAACAGACUGCCCAUCGUAUCAGCAGGCAGUGAGGUGUGUCUGCAACAACCAGUGGAGCACAGGGCCUGAACACACACACAAAUACAGCAAUGCAACACACACUCUCAGAAACACUACACACAUAAGCAGUGCUGACAACAUUAAGGAAAGCCAAAAAAACACCUCUGUCACUCUUUCUGCCAAAAUCAUUUGUUCUCUGCUUUUCCUCACACCCUCCUCUCCUCCUGGACGACUCACUGUUACCUCCGUGAUCCCUCCUUCUGUUCAUCCUUCUGUCAUCGAGGUCCACUCCCUCCAUCCCUCCAAAGAACGUGGGAGUAACACCUAGGAACACUUUAUUUUCCUUCUCAUUGGGACAGAAAUUAAUACAAUUUAGUAAAAAACGGAGCAUUAUUAAUUAAAUCAUGCCAUAGAAUAAUUCAGAAAUGAUACAAUCAUAGUAAAGGAGGACUAUGGACCUUGGAGGGGAGGAGUGAAACGUAGAGAGAGGGGUGGGGGGGAGAGGUCUUGAUCCAGACAUGGCAGAGGAAACAGUUUCUCUCACCGUCACAGAAGCACUCCAAAGACUUGUCUGAUGAUUGGACUCAUCAGAGAGCUCGGACAUGGACCCUCUAAUCAAAUAUCAGUGGAACACAUGAAUAACCAAACAUGACUGAGAUCAGGCCUCCUGUUAAUAUGCAUAGACGUUUUUGUGUCCACACCAAUCAGGGCCCUCGCUCACCCUCAAGCCACUCCCAUUAAAAUACUUUUCAUCUUUGACCAUUGACCCCCUGAGUGAUACCUGGUGAUGUCACGGAGGACGUCUCUGUAUGCAAAAAGGGGGUUGCUAUGCCAACAACCAUUGUCUCCGUCUGUCCAAAUAUGGACACGGUUUCUUUCCGGCCUCCGAAGGUGGAGUUUGAUAAAAGGAUGUGAUUCAUGCCCAUCCGACAUCCGCCUGUCUGUCUGCAAUGGACUGGUCUCCCUGUCUGUCUGCAUGGGACUGGUCUCCCUGUCUGUCUACAAUGGACUGGUCUCCCUGUCUGUCUGCAAUGGACUGGUCUCCCUGUCUGUCUGCAAUGGACUGGUCUCCCUGUCUGUCUGCAAUGGACUGGUCUCCCUGUCUGUCUGCAAUGGACUGGUCUCCCUGUCUGUCUGCAAUGGACUGGUCUCCCUGUCUGUCUGCAUGGGACUGGUCUCCCUGUCUGUCUACAAUGGACUGUUCUCCCUGUCUGUCUACAAUGGACUGUUCUCCCUGUCUGUCUGCAUGGGACUGGUCUUACCUUUCUGCUCUGAUCAUGACAUAGAAAGUGGACUUGGUUGGACUGGGGCAGCAGAAACCAUGGAGAUGACUCAUACACCAACAUAUACAGUGUGUUAGUCUGUAUCUGUCAUGUGUACCUUCAUUGGGAGUAUAGUGUCUUUACAUAGAGAGGGAUGGAGAGAAGACUGGGAAGGGGCAGGGGGGAGGUUCCACAUCUAGAGAUGUCAUCAGACUUAGACACGAUGUCAUCUGAAAGAGCUCAAAACCAAUUCUACGACGAUGUCACAGUCAACCCAAAUGCGGCUGUCACAAUUUAAUCGGUGCUGUGUUGGAAUCGUAGUUCGGAUUAAUGCCAAUAUUUUCUUGCUUUUCAAUGGAUUUGUUGUUAAUAUCUGUUUGCCUUGACAAUCUAUGGCCAUGUCUCUGUCUGGACGGGUGGGGGGUGGAGAGGUUGGUGGGCAUACUGGAUGAAGUGUGUUUUAAUGCCGAAAACAUUCGAUCCAGAGCAUUCACAGCAUAGAUUUUCUCUCCUCUCCAAAUGUGCUGCAACACUUGGUCAGGAGAUUAGCUUUUAGCAUUAGCAUUAGCGUUAGCAUUAGUGUGUGAUGUGUUUCUUCUCAGCUGACUGCAGGGAAAACUGUUAUCAGCACUGUUCACAACGGAGUCUGGGAGUUUCUUGAACGUUGGUCAGACGUUGGACUUUGACGUGUUGUUUUCCUUGGAAUUAGAAGAUAGUAGAGGGAGAGAAAGUGGAGGAAUCAUCCUCUCCCUCCUUCUCUUCAUGAUAUUUUUUGUAUCUUUUACUCGUGCCUUGUUUCUUCGAUGCAGUCACCUCCCUCCAGUGCAGUCUGUCACCUAAUGUACUGUGCUUAUUGUACAGUCAGUUGAUGUACCUAAUCCAAAUGUAGUGGACCGUUGGAUUCUGUCACAUGGUCUCUCAGGCCAUCAAAGACUCUGAAAAAAGGACACUGACUCUCACCACCCAGGUCCAGUGAUGGCAAUCUGCUCCUCUAUUGCACAUUUGUUCUUACUUCCUGUUGUCACUUGUUGUUGUCACGGUUGCUCGAUGUUGCAGCUCUCAUUGGAGGGAUUUCUACUCCACCUGUAAAUAACAUCAGAUCUAAUUGAUCGGUUUGAGUUCUUUGUUCUGAAAUGAAAGUCUUUAUUGUUUAGAUGUUAUUAAUAACAUGGGUGGGACAGAAAUUUCACAUGUAAUACCCACAGAAUACUUUUCUCUCUGAAUCAAAGUCAUUUUGAUUCUAGCCAAUGAACCAUGUCCAGGUUUUUGAGGGAGGCUGAAACCAAACUGUAAACGUGGAAGUGAAAAGUAAACUGGGAUCUGCCACCUGCUGUUCAAAAUAUUUAUGUCUCAUCAGGAGGGUUGCAAAAUCCCCUGGCUUUCCAGAAAUCCUGGUUGGAGGAUUCAUGGAAUUCCUGUUUAUUCGCUCAAGUAAUUCUAGGAUUAUUUUAACCAGGAUUUCUGGGAAACCGGGGAAUUUGGGGAAAGUUAUCUGAAUUCUGCAACUCUAGUCAUGAGAAAGGGCUCUCUGAGCCUGGACAGGUAACUGUUUUAUUCAUCUUUCUCAUCGUGCUUCUGUGUGUGUGUGUUGUGAGAGAGGAUGUGUGGAUGAUCAGAGUUUAUGGUUGGGAGUGUAGGGGGUUGUGUAGUUCUUACAUGGUGGCACAUGUGCUCUGUGUGAGGCCUUUGCUUCAUUCUGUCACAAACACACAGGAGGGACAGCUGUGUUAGACACCGACUGUUUAAGUGACUAUAGGUCCUGGAUAGGCAACAAGGAAACUAGUAUACAAGCCCCAAGGUGUGUGUGUAAAAGGAAUAAUCUAUCCUCUACAUCAUUUGUGAAGCAUUCUAGCGUUGUCAUUGUUCAUCACAGUUGCCUUUGUUGCAUGGAAAUCAUUUUUUACAGUUUCUAUAUUGUUGUUGUUUUGAUGUACUUUUUGAUUUGAGUUUUGAAAGCCAAAGGGUUAUUUUCAAUUAGCCUUCACAAAUAUUGAUUUUAAAUUUGUACUUUUUACAGUUCUGUUGUAAUACUCUUGUUCUUUUGGGGGAAAAUACAUCUGUUUACAUCUGUAUCUGAAAUCACAGAUUGCAUAUAAAUGCAUAUAUCAUGACUCUUUCUUGGUGAGUUUGGCUUUAAAAUGCAGUUUCUGGAUUUA
Salvelinus fontinalis (brook trout) is the source of this 6809-nucleotide messenger RNA. RefSeq names its product SHC-transforming protein 1-like. Gene Ontology annotation, biological process: intracellular signal transduction; cell surface receptor protein tyrosine kinase signaling pathway. Bases 1688 to 3460 code for a protein of 590 amino acids. Gene Ontology annotation, molecular function: receptor tyrosine kinase binding. NCBI's taxonomy places the organism in Eukaryota, Metazoa, Chordata, Actinopteri, Salmoniformes, Salmonidae. The transcript has 12 exons. The record is from RefSeq and is a predicted model, not a curated record. Gene Ontology annotation, cellular component: plasma membrane.